CGUCUCACACCUGCCAUCGACUGCAGCGCAGAGGGUGAGGCUCUUCCCUAGGACUGGGGAUGUCGAGCACCUCGAUGGCCAACUAUAUAGCUUCUUUGGAGGGAAUUUUUUAAUUGAAUUGUUAGUAUUUUUAUUAUUGAGUUGUAAGGGUUAUUUAUAUAUUCCGGAUACGGGUUCUUUAUCAGAUAAACGAUUUGCUAAUAUUUUUCUCUAUUCUGUGAGCUGUCUUUUCACUUUUGGAUGGUGUCCUUUGACACACAAAAUAUUUUUCUUUCGAAGCAGUGUUCUUUUUCUUACUGGACUGUUUAAAAAAAACGUUUUAAGAGCUUCCGCGUACUCUCGCGCGCCAGACCGGGCAGGACGCAGUCAGCUGCACGCUGGGAUACAGGGACUGAACUGCACAGACUGAUCCGACCGCCAGGGGGCGCGGCGGGGUCAACUGCGCCUGCGUCGGAGAGGAAGCGUGCGCCCGAGCGCGAGCACGAGCGCAAGCGAGGUGGAGCGCGCGCCUGCUCCGACUGCGCCUGCGCGGAGCUCGUGGCCGCGCCUGCUCCCGCCGGGGGCUCGUCGCUUGCCGGGCAGUGGCCAUGGGGGAGGCCGAGGUGGGCGGCGGGGGUGCGGCGGGCGACAAGGGCCCAGGGGAGGCGGCCACCAGUCCGGCGGAGGAGACAGUGGUGUGGAGCCCGGAGGUGGAGGUGUGCCUCUUCCACGCCAUGCUCGGCCACAAGCCCGUCGGGGUGAACCGACACUUCCACAUGAUUUGUAUCCGGGACAAAUUCAGCCAGAACAUUGGGCGGCAGGUCCCAUCCAAGGUUAUCUGGGACCAUCUGAGCACCAUGUAUGACAUGCAGGCACUGCACGAGUCUGAGAUUCUUCCCUUCCCAAAUCCAGAGAGGAACUUCGUCCUUCCAGAAGAGAUCAUCCAGGAGGUCCGAGAAGGAAAAGUGAUUAUAGAAGAAGAAAUGAAAGAGGAGAUGAAGGAAGAUGUGGACCCCCACAGCGGGGCUGACGAUGGUUUUUUUUCUUCAGGGAGCUUGGGGAAAACAGCAGAAAAAUCUAGCAAAGACAAAGACAAGAACUCCUCAGACUCAGGGUGCAAAGAAGGUGCAGACAAGCGGAAGCGCAGCCGGGUCACGGACAAAGUCCUGACUGCAAACAGCAACCCGUCCAGCCCCAGCGCCGCCAAGCGCCGCCGGACAUAGACAUCUCGGCCCUACGCAGUCCCUGAGGGGCAGUUGGCAGGGCCUGAGCACCACCCCUUAGUCUGCAGGGACAUCGCCUGGUGCACUGCACCCACACUGCCUGCCCUGGCUGUCCAGCAGGGGAGCUUGGCGAGGCUUGCUGUGUCCAGUCAGACCAUCCAGGAUCCUGGGAUCCUGGAAGACCAAAAAGACCAGGCUUGCCCCAGGUCAGCUGUGGAGGCUCCUGUAUCUGCAUUCUGUCCUUGGGAACACCUGUGGCUUCCCUGUGACCUGGGAUAGCUCCACGUGUGCAGCAGCGUCGGGAACAGGAGGAGCCCUGAGAUUAGCAAGCAAUAAAAACACCGACCUCACUCCCUGUCCUCAGAAGAACCACUAGUCUUCCCCACAGGACUCUGUUCUUCCCAAGUCUUUGUCCCUCUCUGACUCUGCACAGACUAUAACAUCAGGAGGACGUGGCCUUUGUGCCCCUGCCACGCAAACGCCCACUUGGGAAGCUACGAACCAGACACUUUGCCUCAUUCACUUGUACUGUAAGGGUGUAUAUAAUUUGGUUGGUAUCUCACUAUUUAAUUUUUAAGAAGCCUAUUUUACUAGUGUUUUAUAUGAAAACAAUACUGGAGAAGUUGAGCCCAUGUCAUAUUUUCCUGAGAUGUUUUGUUUUAAGGUAAUGACUGAGGUACUUUUUGCUCAGUUUUUAUAUGCCAGAUACAGAGAAUUUGUAGCGGUUAUUUUUGUAUUACCUAGUGACAGCAGACAGGCCAGAUAGGUGGGGGGAGGGAAGGUGCCCCCUCAGGCUGGCGAGGGUGCCCAGUGCUGACUGAGAUGCGCUUUUGUUUGCAGAACAUUAAAGCACAAAAUAUCAACCUGAA
Otolemur garnettii (small-eared galago) is the source of this 2071-nucleotide messenger RNA. RefSeq names its product MRG domain binding protein (gene MRGBP). Gene Ontology annotation, cellular component: NuA4 histone acetyltransferase complex; nucleus. The record is from RefSeq and is a predicted model, not a curated record. Lineage: Eukaryota; Metazoa; Chordata; Mammalia; Primates; Galagidae. Gene Ontology annotation, biological process: regulation of transcription by RNA polymerase II. The coding region runs from base 588 to 1202 and encodes 204 amino acids. The transcript has 5 exons.